Messenger RNA from Drosophila suzukii, 477 nucleotides. The record is from RefSeq and is a predicted model, not a curated record. Lineage: Eukaryota; Metazoa; Arthropoda; Insecta; Diptera; Drosophilidae.
AAUGCAGCUAACGUUUAUUGUGUUUUGAAACGUGAAGUGAACGUGAACAGCAGUGAACUCGAAAAUGGCCCGUACCAAGCAAACCGCUCGGAAAUCGACUGGUGGCAAGGCGCCACGCAAACAACUGGCUACUAAGGCCGCUCACAAGAGCGCCCCAGCCACCGGAGGCGUGAAGAAGCCCCAUCGGUAUUGCCCUGGAACGGUUGCCCUGCGUGAGAUCCGUCGAUACAAGAAGAUUACCGAGCUCCUGAUCCGCAAGCUGCCUUUCCAGCGUCUGGUGCGUGAAAUCGCUCAGGACUUCAAGACUGGCCUGCGAUUCCAGAGCUCGGCGGUGAUGGCUCUGCAGGAAGCUAGCGAGGCCUAUCUGGUUGGCCUCUUUGAAGAUACCAACUUGUGCGCCAUUCAUGCCAAGCGUGUCACCAUCAUGCCCAAAGACAUCCAGUUGGCCCGUCGCAUUCGCGGCGAGCGUGCUUAAGU